UUGUAUAUGUAAAUGAAAUUAGUUUCUAAAAAUAUUUUUCAAAAAAUCACCUCCAUAUUAUAGAAGGGAUUAAAUUCAAAGACUUGCAUAAAAAUGUUUAAAAAUUAUAUCAACGGAAUUAACGGAACGAAGGUGUGUUGAUAUUUAAUUUCAUUUAAUUUUCCGCUAUUUCGACACUACUACCAUUUCAGUAGAGCCAGGUGGAAUGUGGAAACGUACAGCAACCUCAACCACAGCGCCCGCUACACCAUUUGUUGGCUUGGGGGGAGUUGAUGUGAGUGCCACACAGCCAAAUGCAGCGGAUCUAAAGCAAUAUAGUGUAAAGGUUAAAGAAACACUUGUACCCGAUGAGAUCGCCAAAACAGUAGACGCACUUAAAUCUCAUGUGAGGGCGCAAAAAACACUUUCUUCCGAUAUUGCGGGCACAUUAACAUCAAAUCUUCUCAAUGUAUCCCACGGAAUAAACCACAUUCAAUGGGCAUUGCAGGAAAUUUCUAAUUCAGUAGAUACAAAUUACAGACAAAUAAAGUUACUGCGGAAGGAGACUGCGAAAACUAUACAGGCGGUGGAGAUAGCUCAACGCACACAAAAAAAUACAUCGGCUGGCCAUCAGCUUGAGAAUAUGGCAGCUUUUCAAUUUUUCCAGAGUAUGGUCACUAAGAAUGAGCAAGAUUUGAUUAACUUCCGACAGCAAAUAUCACUCACUGAGCAUCAUAUGCGUGCGGUAGUCAACCCACAAACAGUAUCGCCCGAUGAUUUAAAGCGUGGUUUUCGUCAAAUCCACGAGAGUUUCGUUUCACUCGCUGGAUGUUUGCAUGAACUGCAUCAAAAAGUAGAAACUCAAAAGGAACAAUUUCUCAACUUGCGAAAGUAUCGUUUGCGUGAUACCACAAAUGUGUUUGCUAAGAUCGACAAUCCGGAGAGCAAAUUUGAUUCCAUGGAUAUCAACUGUGGGCCAACACCAUUCUCCGAUAUGUCAGCGUUGAGUGCAUUUGGAAAGAGUUUUGGUAAGACCUCUGCUGGCGCGGCGGAUGCAAGCGGGAAAGCUGCGGCAGCGGACGUAGUCGGUUUAGAUAGUUUAAUAAAAAAUUAGUGUUUUUUGGCAUUGAAAGUUAUUUUUUAAUGCAAUAAUUUCGAAAUAAAAAAUUGUGAAUCUUAUUAUAUUUAUGCAUAUAAAAGUGUUUUUGUUUUUGUUUGUUUUUUGUUUUUAGGUUAUAUGUAUAUUUAUUGGUAUAUGUAUCAAGACUAAAUGUAAUUAAAUAUUAUAAGGGAGGGCCUACAAUCUGCCAAUGCAAAAGCAAUAUGUAGCACAAUCUCAACGCAAUAGUGUGAACGGCAUUUAUCAUUUCUUAAAGGAUAAUGAAAUGGAGGAGAAAAUACCUUUUCCAUGUUUUUGGUUCAAAGUCUAAAUUGGACGAUAUUUGGCUGAAUCACUUAAGUUUUUCUUUAACCUAUUUCCCAAAAAUAAUUUUAAGCUAGCAUCAAAAAUCUUUUUCAAAUUUUGAUUGAUAAUUUUAUUUGG
Messenger RNA from Anastrepha obliqua, 1522 nucleotides. RefSeq names its product nuclear pore complex protein Nup58-like. Gene Ontology annotation, biological process: nucleocytoplasmic transport. The transcript is spliced from 2 exons. The coding region runs from base 206 to 1093 and encodes 295 amino acids. The record is from RefSeq and is a predicted model, not a curated record. Gene Ontology annotation, cellular component: nuclear pore. Gene Ontology annotation, molecular function: structural constituent of nuclear pore. NCBI's taxonomy places the organism in Eukaryota, Metazoa, Arthropoda, Insecta, Diptera, Tephritidae.